Molecule: messenger RNA, 1872 nt
Organism: Crotalus tigris (Tiger rattlesnake)
Lineage: Eukaryota; Metazoa; Chordata; Lepidosauria; Squamata; Viperidae
Product: early growth response protein 4-like
Exons: 2
Coding region: 89-1417 (442 amino acids)
Biological process (GO): regulation of transcription by RNA polymerase II
Molecular function (GO): DNA-binding transcription factor activity, RNA polymerase II-specific; RNA polymerase II cis-regulatory region sequence-specific DNA binding
Source: RefSeq, a predicted model, not a curated record
ACAAUACCCCGACCAAGGAGAGCAGCUGUCUCCCCUCCUGAGCCAGCCCCCCAGAGAAGAAGCCCCCGACUAUUUUGCAGCUGACUUGAUGGGAGCUACCAUGAACUCUGAACCAGUUGACUACUACUUCCUUUCUGGAGAAGCGUCCCCACCGGUCAGUUACUCCGGCAGCCUUUUUAUCAAAACGGAACAAUGCCCAGAUCAGGAGUCCCUCUUCAACUUGAUGUCCGGAAUCCUAGGACUAUCUCCCUUCUCUGCUCUGGAAGGUCACCAGAGGCCACCAGAGACCAGCUACACCAUUCCAGAGGUCCUCCAGAACCACCUGGAUCUCUACUCUACCUGCCAGCCUGAGCUGAACAUCUCCGUGCAACCGUCUUUAGCCGAACAAGGCUAUAAUUCCUCCUUCUCGGCUCCGGAGAGCCUCCAGCAGUUCCAGGCUUCUCCUGAAGAGAGGGCCUCCGCUUCUCACUGUCUCUUUCAGGAGAAGCUUUUGGAUUCCAAGCAGGACAUCAAGCUCUCCUCCAUCUCUCCCACCGCGGAGAAGUUCAAAUCUUCCUGCUCCCAUUGGGAGCACCUCAGCCAGCCUCACCCUUAUUUGCCGGCCGAGUGUCCACCUUCAGAGGCCUUCCACCCGGUGGAGGCAAGUCAAGCCAUGUUUCCCCAGAUGGCCCCCAAGACGGAGAACGUGUUGAUGGUCAGCUGCCAGUCAGAACUCAACUCUCUCUCUGAACAAUCCGGGACUUUUGGACCUCCCUUGGAUUUUCGUUGUCAGGCCGAAGCGUUCCUAAGCCACGGUCAACUCCCCGCGGACUUUGUAGAGGCCAAGCCCCCCCCUAAACUUUCCCCGCCGUUCACCCGAGAAUUUGAAGCGCCCAUCGCCCACCCGGAAGUCCUCCCAACCUUGAUGCACCCCGACAGUCUCAACAACUCCUCGUCGGUCUCCAUGACGGACUUUUUAGCUCACCUCCCGAGUUCUUCCACCAACAGUUUGGGACUUGGCAGGACCCCCAGCAGCCUGACAGGUCCCAAGAAGAAGACACGGCGUGGGAAAUGUUCUUCUAAAUGCUUUUGUCCCAAACCCCACGAGAAGGCCUUCGUCUGCCCGGUAGAAAACUGCGUCAGGAGCUUUGCCAGAUCAGACGAGCUCAACAGACACCUCCGGAUACACACAGGCCACAAGCCCUUCCAGUGCCGCAUCUGCCUGAGGAACUUUAGUCGCAGUGACCACCUGACCACCCACAUCAGGACCCACACGGGGGAAAAGCCCUUCUCCUGUGACGACUGCGGCCGCCGCUUCGCCAGGAGCGACGAGAAGAAAAGACACAGCAAGGUCCACUUGAAGCAGAAAGCACGGGCGGAAGAGAAACUCAAGGGACUUGGGUUUUACACCAUGGGACUUUCCUUCGGGACCCUCUAAGGCCGCCGUCCCCAGGGAUUUGAGAUGGGAGACGCUGCGAUUGGGGUGGGAGUGACCAUUCUUUGAAGCACUUUUGCAGGAACGCUCAGGGGAGGAGGAACACCUGUCCACGACGGGUAGCGUGGGAAAGAAGUGAGCAUGGAUAGACCCAAGGGCAAGUCCAUCCAGCGGGUUGACUGGCGAAGGGAAGCAGAGGAGAAGGGCACUUCCAUGGAUGAACAGAUGGGAGAAAAACCGGAGGGAAGAAGGGGAAGAAAAGACUGUUGGGUUUCAAGCACCGUUCAAACACUAUAGGCGUUCAUCCAUGGUGGGCCUCCAUAGCGAUGUAUAGCCCGUUUUCCAACUGGUACAGCUUUUAAAUGUAUUUCAGCACCAUGAUGUGUGGACAGCUCCGAGACAGGGACUUCAGCUUUUCUUUGUCAAAAAUCAAAGGAGAAAAAAUGUAUUUUCAUUUU